This is a messenger RNA of Branchiostoma floridae (Florida lancelet), 4312 nucleotides long. Its product is annotated as tyrosine-protein phosphatase non-receptor type 21-like. NCBI's taxonomy places the organism in Eukaryota, Metazoa, Chordata, Leptocardii, Amphioxiformes, Branchiostomatidae. The record is from RefSeq and is a predicted model, not a curated record. Gene Ontology annotation, biological process: protein dephosphorylation. Gene Ontology annotation, molecular function: protein tyrosine phosphatase activity. Gene Ontology annotation, cellular component: cytoskeleton.
CAUUUCUGAAAUUCCAUCCAUCUGAUAUCAUCAAAUCGUCUGACAACUCAUUCCAUUUACACGGAAUAUUUGUUCACCCGCGGGCUUUUCUUGGCAAGAUUUAGCAGACAAGCUACUGGGUCAGACCCGGACACCGUACUAACUGCGGCUUUGUGGACUUGAACCUCACUGUUUGCCGAGAAAAGUGGGCCCAACUCUUGGUGACCCCGGGGGCAAGGAAGCGUGGAAGAGUCCGCCGUUUUUGUUGUCGUUCCGGCUCCCAUAUUUACUCAACGGACCAGCUUGGGAUCCACGGGUUCUGACGCAGAUCUCAAGGAUUUCAUACGGAAUCAUACAGGAUAUCCUGCACGGUGUGUGGGGAGAGUUAUCCAGUGAAUGUUGGCGCGGGUUUGAGGGGUGCGUGCGACCCAGGCUGACAGGUAGACGACCUUCCCACAAUGUCUCAAGCUUGCAUACAGAGAAGAAAAAACAGGUAGCGGAGUAUUGAGGAAGUGUUGCUAAAGCAACAAUGCCAUUUGGACUGAAGUUAAAGAAGACCAAGCGAUACAAUGUCCACACGAAGAACUCGUUCGUGAUCCCAGUACAGUUGCUGGAUAACACAGUGAUAGAAUGUACCAUCACCACAGAGAGCACCGGUCGCCACUGUUUGGAGGCAGUUGGACAGAGAUUAGAGUUACAAGAGGUGUGUUACUUCGGGCUGCGGUAUGUGAGCAAGCGGCUGCAGCUGCAGUGGGUGGAGCUGGAGAAGCCCCUGAAGAAGCAGCUGGACAAACUGGCACAUGAACCACUGGUCUACUUUGCUGUGAUGUUCUAUGUGUCUAAUGUACAAAAACUCAACCAGGAAAUCACAAGGUACCUGUUCUACCUGCAGCUGAAGAGUGAUGUUAUUGAAGGAAGACUCCCAUGUACACCUGAGCAGGCAAUGCUGCUGGCCAGCUAUGCCAUACAAGCUGAGUUUGGAGACCAUGACAGUGACAAGCACACAGUGGAUUUCUUUAAAGACUUCAUUCUCUUCCCUCCAGCACAGAGCCAAGAUGACACAGUCUUAGCUGAGCAUGUCCGUGAAGUUAUCAAUGCCCACCAGAGGCACUGUGGGAUGGCUCCUGCCCAGGCAGAACUUGCCUACAUCCUAGAGGCCCAGCAGUUGGAUGGAUACGGACAAGAAGCAUACCCUGCCAAGGAUGAGGCAGGAAACAACCUAGAAGUUGGAGCCUCAUUUGUUGGUAUUUUCGUCAAACAUCUGAGUGGACUGCCAACUGUCUACUUCAAGUGGCAUGAUGUAUCCAACAUCGUCCAUAACAAGCGGCUCUUCGGCGUGGAGAGUGCCAAGACUGGCGAGAUUGUUCAGUUUGUGAUGGAGGAUGCAGAGAUGACCAAAUAUGUGUGGAGGAUGUGUGUGCUGAAGCACAAGUUCUAUCGCAUCAACCGGGCAUCUGUGAGCAAAACAGUAUGGAACGAAGUGUCGCUGGACGGCCACCGGUCCAACCUGAAGCUUGCUCCCCUGGUGAGUGCAGCCAGCCCACUGAAGAGGACCCCCACCAUCACCAAGAGGGAUGCAGCUGGCAUGUCUCCUGUCCAUGAGGAGGAUGAGCAGGAUGCAGCAGAAGAGGCUGAACCAUCUCCUGGUGACGUGUCAUACAACUCCUCCCCCCAGGUCAGCAUCGACUAUGGUCUAUCUGGCAGCAUGGACAAUGUGCUGUCCAGCAGCACCGAGUAUGUCCUGUCCAACAGCACCGACUACCUGCUGUCCAACAGCACCACCAGCGUGGAUCGGCUGCGCGCCCACACGCCCGGCGUGCACAGCUACAUGAACGGCAGCGUGCCCAUGAACGGGAGCGUCUACAACUCCGCCAACUCUCUCAACCAUUCGCAGGUCAACAUCCACCGCGGUUCCCCCACGUCGUCCAAUCCCAGCAUCAAUAGCAACACUGACGUCUCCAGGGUCGACCUGCGCCCCCAGCUCCCGGCGUACCGGCCGACACCGGACUAUGAAACAGCUGUGAGGAAUAACAGAUUACGGAGUGUGAUGGACAGCGGGCAGAGCCAGUCUCUGAUCAACCUGGGUCUGUCAGGAGUCUACAACAACCCAGAAACAAUGGUGUACAGCCAGCCGGACAUGAUCAAACAUGACCUGUAUUCCCAACGGAUUGUCUCUUUCCCCCAGGAACGCACCUUUGUGCAGUCCCCAGCGGUGUACAGCCCAAGCCAUACAAACACUACCACAGAGACCUUCCCUCUCCACUCUGCGUCAUUCUCCCACACUGUCAGCACCCCAGAACUGGCAAAGCCAUAUGCAAACAUGGCACAGAUAACUGUGAGUUCAGAGGCCCUUCUCCACCAUUACAAGCCCCCACCCCCCUACCCACGGCACCAUACCAGCACACCUGAUCUGGCCAUGCAGCGCUACAAGCAUCCUCAGGUGAGUAACAGCAGCCCUGACCUGCUGCCACGGCGGAUAGUCCCGGUCCCCCGUCCGCAGAUAUUCCAGGAGGACAGCAUUCCACUCGUCCACGCCCUGCAGGAGGCCAGCAGGACGCUCGUACGCAGCACCUCCAGCCUGAAGGACGAGCACAUCAUGCACCCUGCCGUCAGCAUCGGGUCCGUUCGCGAGCUGCCCAUUCCUGAGGACGGCCCAAUCCCACCUCCCCCCUACCCCCAGAACUCUCUUCCCUCCGGAAAUGGAACUCUUCUACAGAGAGCAGACGCCAUGUUGGAUGUUUCUCAGAACUCCAUCAGGGCAGCUCCAGUAGAAAGUGCAAAUGUGGGCAGACCUUCCGUGCAAGACUCUCCAAUAACAAACGGACCUUCCACUGAGGCUGAAUCGCCCCAUGAAGAUGUGACUCCAAAUGAGAGCCUGGUGCACGUAGGUCGGGGGUCAGAGGAGUGUGUCACCAGUGGGUACAGCACGUCCAAUGAUUCUGACCAGGAGGAAGUCAAGAGAAUAGAGAUACAAAGGCUAGAGGAGUGUGCUGAGGACGGAGUCGUGUUCACAGAGUUCUCCAAAGUCCACAAGAAAAAGGAACCAGCCAUCUUCAUGACUGCCCAGAAAGCAGACAACCAGGCCAGAAACCGCUUCAAAGACAUAUUGCCAUAUGAGGAGUCCAGAGUUCGGCUGAUCCCCAGCCAGAGUAAUCCUGCAGGCUACAUCAAUGCCUCACACAUCAAGAUGCAGGUUGGAGAGUCCGAGAUGAAGUACAUUGCUGCCCAGGGGCCCAUGGAGAACACCACAGAGGACUUCUGGAGAAUGGUGUGGAACCAGGAGGUGCUCAUCAUUGCCAUGCUGUCCCUCACUAAGGAGGGUGAGAAGGAGAAGUCGUACCAGUACUGGCCGACAGAGCCGACACAGACGUGCAAGUUUGGGGAGGUGGAGGUCACGUUGAAGUUCAGUAGUGUGUCUGGGCCGUACGCCACGAGGGGGAUGUCUGUCAAACACAUACCAUCCGGAGAGACACGGACGCUCUGGCAUCUACAGUUCCUGGCAUGGCCCGAACACGGGUGUCCACAGAAUGUACAAGAUUUCCUAUCCAUGCUGGCCCAGUACAAGUUUGUCUACUCAGUCCUCAUACAAUACCUCAAGAACUCCAGACUCAUCUAAGCAGACUCCCUGUCUUUGGUAGGACGUUUCCCCUGGUGGUGAAAAGUCUGGGUUCUGUGACACACAUUUUUGAUGUGGUCCUUGGAAUAUAUUGUACAACGUACUUGUGUGACAUGGCUGUCUGCAAGAUGUGAACAGUGGUUGACAUUGGUCGUUCAUCAGUCAUAUUUGUCUCUUAUAUCAACAACAAGCACAGCAUGACAAACCAGAAACUGCUAGAUGUAAGAUUUUCUUACAAUUCAAAUGUUAGAUAUGAUGAUAAUUAUCAAAUGUACUUGGUAAAUUAUGACCUAGAAAGACUGCUAUUUGUUGAACACAGAACUGGAUAUGGGCAGUGGGAAGUGACCCCUGCAGGCAGUGCCAAGUUCAGGGUGUCACUGGUUCUGACACAGACAACUGGUUUGGUGAUACAUGUUCAUACAAGCAGACAUCAUACCAACAGAGCAUACCAUCACUGUCUUUUACAUGUAACAUUCAUAGGAGAUCAAGUCAUACCGGUACCAUCAAUGGCCCUGCUACAAAUUCUCAGAGACAGCAAUGUCAGCUCGCCUUCUUCUGCCCCUUGAAGGCAUUAAGUUGUAUCAUAAUUAAGUUCUGUUAGCAAGAAAAUUGCUAGCAUUUAGUUAUGUAACCAAUAGGAAGACAGAAGUACCUAUUGGCAGGUCCAUAAUGACACAGUAUACCUUUACAGUGUUCAGAAAGAGGAGACUGCUUCAA